Molecule: messenger RNA, 1811 nt
Organism: Lontra canadensis (Northern American river otter)
Lineage: Eukaryota; Metazoa; Chordata; Mammalia; Carnivora; Mustelidae
Gene: FLVCR2
Product: FLVCR heme transporter 2
Exons: 1
Biological process (GO): transmembrane transport; heme export
Cellular component (GO): membrane
Molecular function (GO): heme transmembrane transporter activity; heme binding
Source: RefSeq, a predicted model, not a curated record
AAGGCCACCAGCUCUAAAAACUCUCCAAACUCCCGGCUACCCUCCACCCACCGGUGUUUGCCUAGGUGACCAGAGACCGACAGGAAAGAAGAGGCGUACCUCACGGGUUCAAAUCUGAGUCCCCCAAGAAAAGACCACUUCGGCAGGCAAAGCAACGAGCGAGCAAUACGAGUUUCCAGCAAUUCGCAUUUACCCGAGGAGCGCAACCAGACCGAGAAACCUACAAAUCUCUCUAUACCGAAAGUUCGGCAAGGAUCUGGGAGCUCAGCCAAUUGGUAAAAAGUCGGGAAGCCCUCCUGGAUUGCCCAGAGCACUCUGGAGGAGCCGGGCAUCGAUGCCCACGCGCAGGGGAUGGGGACCCGCGCCGAGGAGACUCCAUCUGUGGGAUUACCUCGGCAGAACUUCGGGGUUUUUUUCCUGCGGGGUCCCCUGAGAGAGGCAAUGAAUCUGAGGGGCAGUGCAGGGGGUGGGGGUUAACCGGGCGGUUUCCAUGGCACCCGGGGCGUGGGGGAGGAAUGCACCCCGCAAGCUGUGGCGAAACAACUGCGCAGCCUGACCAGCCCGGCUCGAGAAGGCGGGAGGGAAGGGGGGGCAGGAGGGUGGGGGAAGCCGGGCUGGACGGGGGUGGGGCGGUCACGUGCGCCCGAGGGGGCGGGGCCCCAAAGCCACCCCGGAGCGGAACCGUGUCCCACCUAGAGGCUCCGUGCCAGGCGCGAACUUUUCUCCACGACCGAGGGACUGAAUCAGGCCUGAACCCCUGGGGUGGACUGCAGGCCCCCGGAGCCAGGACUGGGCUGAGGUGUCUGCGGCCGCCUGGGGGGACAGCGGUCGGUGGCAAGAGACACCAAGGAAAAGUGGGAGCAAAAGCUUGGGGGGUGAGUGAAGGGAGCCCGGCUCACGGUUUUUACGCAGCCUCGGGUCUCCGUUUAUUCUGGGGUUGGGCCGGGGCAAGUGCCCUGCCAGCUCUAAGGGAGCAGCCGAGGCCACUGUCCCUUGAGACUGCCGGAGUCCUCAGCACCUGUCUCGGGCUCCAGGAGAGGCUGUGGUCAUGGUGAAUGAAGAUCCCAACCAACACGAGCAGGAUGGCAGCUCUGCGCAGGAGCCUGCCCUCUGGGCGGACGCCAGCGCCUCGGGCCACGCCAGCGUGUCCGCAGAGCCGAGCGUGUCUGCCCCCCCCAGCGUCUCCAUCCACCCCAGCGUCUCGACCCACCCCAGCAGUUCGGCCCACCCCUGCGUCGCGGCGCACCCAAGCGGUUCGGCCCACCCCAGUACCUUGGCCCAAGCCGGUGGCUUGGCCCACCCCAGUAGCUCAGGCCCUGAGGACCUUAGCGUGAUCAAGGUGAGCAAACGCCGCUGGGUGGUGGUCCUGCUGUUCAGCGGCUACUCCAUGUGCAACGCCUUCCAGUGGAUCCAGUAUGGCUCCAUCAAUAACAUCUUCAUGAAGUUCUACGGGGUCAGCGCCUUUGCCAUCGACUGGCUGUCCAUGUGUUACAUGCUCACCUACAUCCCUCUGCUCCUGCCCGUGGCCUGGCUGCUGGAGAAAUUCGGCCUGCGCACCAUCGCCCUCACCGGCUCUGCUCUCAACUGCCUGGGGGCCUGGGUGAAGUUGGGGAGCCUGAAGCCACAUCUCUUCCCGGUCACCGUCCUGGGCCAGGUUGUCUGCUCGGUGGCCCAGGUCUUCAUCCUGGGCAUGCCCUCCCGCAUUGCUUCGGUCUGGUUCGGGGCUAACGAGGUGUCAACGGCCUGCUCCGUAGCUGUCUUUGGCAAUCAGGUGGGUCGAGCUGUUUGGAGGAAUGGGCGUCAUUGUCUUG